UUAUAUGCUUGUGCAUGAAAAUGGCGGACAGGAUACACUGGGUAUUUUGUGCAACAUUGGUCGUAUCCAUGCUGACACUAGGAAAUGCUGAAGAUCAGCCGGUGGGAUAUGUCGAGGAUCUGAAACGUCAUUCGGAAAACUGUGGAUACCCACCAAAUGAAGCAUUUGUCAAUGAGUCGCUGUUCCAAAAGUGUGUAAAGGAAACAAAUGUGACGAACGUGCCGGACAUCUGUGUCCUAUAUCAAAAUGAGGUAGACAGGUUAUGUCGCACUUCAGAGGUUCCUAAGGUGCAGGCAACAGCCGAGGAAACCAAGCAAAUGUUGAACACCAAUCUCGAUGUUUGUAAUGUACUGAACAUGUUGAACUUGAGUCCUCAGGUCAGGAAACACCUGCAUGGUCAAAAGUGUCAAUCUUCCUGUUCCGCGAAUGGACCUUAUAAGGUGUGCCGCUUGCUUCUUAUUCUAUACCUGACAGGGCCCACUAAUUUUUUGGACGCGAGUAAAACAGCAACCCCGACAACACACCCGACAGGCCCGGCAGCAGUUCCGACAACACCGCCGCCAGCGAAUCAGACAACAGGCCCGGCAGCAGAUCCGACAACAACGCCGCCAGCGAAUCAGACAACAGGCGCGGCAGCAGUUCCGACAACACCGCCGCCAGCGAAUCAGACAACAGGCCCGGCAGCAGAUCCGACAACACCGCCGCCAGCGAAUCAGACAAAAGCGGACAUAACAGGUUGGCUCAAGAAGCUCCUGUAUCCCGCUCUGGUGCUGAUAGCAUGUGCCAUUCUCUAUCUCAUCUACAGAAAACGACAUCAGAUUUUGACUUGUCUUAAAGACGAUCCGGAGAGUUCGAGUCACCGGAGGAUGGAAAGGGCGCUACCGGAAGCUGCCAAAUUUCCAAAAGACCGUUCCUUCAUUGCAGGAAAUAGAUAAAGCCAAAUCGUUUGUUUACUAAUACCCAUAAAAAAGACACGACGAAGUUCUGUAUUUUGCAGUAUCUUCAUAUCAUUACAUUAAGUAAAAUAGUGUCCAAAAGAAACGAUACCACGUGUUUGAAUUGACAUUAAAGAAAAGCAAAACGAUACAGAAAUUUUAGAUUGGUAGAUUUCAUUUGAGAAUUAUUUCUCUAACGCGUGUACAAAAAUCAUUUCAAUCAAUAUUUUACAAUCAUUCGGACAGGCCUGUAAAGACGCGAGGGAUCCAAAAUGACAAUUUCAUUCAAACACAUAUGACGAGGCAAGUGGGGAAAAUGUCACAACACACGUCUUAAAUAAAAGGCAAAUAUUAUGACAACUUCUUUAUUGUAUGCAACAGAUAUUCCUUGCCCCUUCGUCAGGUGAAUUGUGCCCCUGACGAAGGGGCAAGGAAUAGCCCAGAAACGUUGUGACAUACAAGAAAGAAGAAGUUGUCAUCCAUAUUGUUUGACUUUUAUACAACCUGAAUGUUGGCGAUGGCGAGGAAGUUCUGAGUCAGCCUUGCCGUAUGUGGCCUCGCAUUAUUGUGCUGGAAAAAGAUUCCACGAGGCUGUUGUUGGAUGAAUGGCUCCACAACUGGUUGUAAAAUUUCAUCUCGAUAACGCUGUGCAUUCAGGUUUCCUAGAAAAACGGCGAGCCUCGUUUUGGUGUCACCGCAAUUUCCACCCUAAACCAUUAAACCUCCGCCUCCGAAUGGCCAAACGUUCACAAAUUCUUCGGUACACACGCUGAAGCCCAUCGUUCCUGAAGAUGCAAACUCUGCUCUUGUCGGAAAACAUGACCCGUGCCCAGUUCAACGUCGAAGUCACCUGGCCCACACCAGUCUAUUGGAUCGCUGUUGUUACCGCUCCGCGGUAGGAGCGACGUGCUCGGAUACCAUGAGCCUGCAGUCUCUUGUACACGGUCUGUCGACUUAUCACGUGUUGCAGUGCCGUCCUUGCCGUUAUCGUGGCCGUGAUGAAGCGGUUCCGGAGAUAAAGUACCAGGAUGAGUCGGUCUUCAAUAGGCGUGGUCACCCUUGGUCUCCCGCUUCUCGGCCUGUCCUUUUGUCCAACCUGUUUGACGCAACCGCUGCAUUAACCUGGUGACGGUUAUGCGCGCGCAUCCUCACCUUCUAGCGACGUCGGUGUGCGUUGCUCCCUGUUGGACCACCUCCAACGAUUCUCACUCCCUCAAUACCUGUCAAACGUGGCACUUCUUUCUUUGCUUUUUGUUGCUUUGAUCCCAACGUGCCGAGUCAGCAGUUUUACACAGUUGAACUGCACAUGCCGGAUGUAACAUCAUUUUGGCAGAGUGGGUGUUUUGUUUGCAAUUGAUCAAAUGUUCCCGGAUUUUUAGAUCGAAUACGUUUGGUUUGGAACGUUGGAAACGCCUAAACAUGUAUUCAUACAAAAAGGAAUGCUUAAUUAAAAAAUAUAUUGAAAAUAUGUUUUGUUAAAAUGUUUUGUAUCGUUUCUUUUGGACAUUAGUUUAUCAUACAACCAUAGUUUUCACCGUCGGUCUGUUCACUUAUACAGAUAUAUGUUCCCAUUGCAGAUGCGGUCCAGUGUCUCACUGUCCCCAGCCAAAGUUCUCUGAAACUCUUUUCUAAAAUGCUCUUCUACUGGUACUGAAGCACCGUACUACUGUAAGCAAAACGAGUAACGAUAAACGUUGGGUCAUGAUAUAAGCUUCCUUAACAACUAGACAGUCCAUGGGAUAAAAAUUCAGGCAUAUAUUUUAUAGAAACAAGAAAUUAUACAACUGGAGGGUCUAACCGUUUGUCAAAUCAGAGGCUAAGAUGCAACAUUUUCAUGUAGCCAGUGAUUUUUUUGCAUAACACUGAUAUCCUCCAGCACAAUAUACCGUGUACUAACAUACUUCAUUUAGGGAAAAUUACCAUUCCCUAAAACGCUCCAAUAAUGCACUGUACCAGAGUUUAUAGAACAAGGAGACGUUAUAUUAAUUUUAAAAAAUAUCAACUUCAUUACCAGUGAUACGAGGGUGAUACAAAUAUGACUUAUGUACCCAAACAUACACCACUAACACACUUCCAAAGAGGAGGUCGAAAAUUGAGAUUGUUCCAGUAAUGGUGAAUCAAAGCAUUGUAAAUUUAAGAUUGACGGUGUUUGAUUCUGUUUUGUGUAGUUUGUACAGAAAUAUCAUAGCAUCCUUUAUUAAUAUUUUCAUGUCUUUUGCUGGCCUAAUUUGUUUGAUCUUGCCAUAUUCUUUGAUCAUUAGCUCGGCUGUUACCCCAGGGAUAAUCUACAACAUUAUAUAGUCUCCCUGGUUACACUCAUAUUAUUUGAGUAUCUAUUUUGUUUUUUUAUGUUUCCUCUAAAACCAUUUUGGAUUAGUUCCAAAAGAGGGUAGAAUUCACUAGCCAGAACAUAAAAAAACCGUUCAACAUAUUUCAGCGAAACAUGGGAUAUCGAUCGAUGAUCAGCUUAAUUUGUGUCAUUUGCUAUUUUGAAACGUUUCUAAAUGUGUGAAGUGUUCAUGUUGCAAGUCCAAAGUCUUAUCUGCCAUAAAUAGUCAAUACGAUCACCAGUAGUGUUGCUUUAUAUGAAAUCUGAAGAAAAUCCAUGUUAUUAUUGUUUUUGCGGACACAUUUAUAAUAAUAUUUUUAACUAAUGUGUCUGAAGACUUCUGUUUUAUGAGAUGCCUUGACUCCCCUUUUGCCCUUGGAGUUAUUGAAUGAAUAUGGUUUUAUGCCGCUUUUAGCAAUAUGCCAGCAAUAUGAAGGCGGGGGACACCAGAAAUGGGCUUCACACAUUGUACCCAUGUGGGGAAUCAAACCCGGGCCCUCGACGAGCGAACGCUUUAACCACUAUCCUACCCCACCACCCCUCUUACCCUUGGAAACUCGCAAUUAAUUAUUCACUAUUUUUUUACCAUCAGUGUCAAUGUUUGUUUGAUAUUAUUAAUCAUUAUGUUUUUAAUGUAAAUAUGUAGCACACAUUUCGCUUGGUAUAAUAAACUACUAUCUUAUCUCA
Haliotis rubra (blacklip abalone) is the source of this 3951-nucleotide messenger RNA. Its product is annotated as G8 domain-containing protein DDB_G0286311-like. The transcript is spliced from 5 exons. The coding region runs from base 15 to 935 and encodes 306 amino acids. Lineage: Eukaryota; Metazoa; Mollusca; Gastropoda; Lepetellida; Haliotidae. The record is from RefSeq and is a predicted model, not a curated record.